Messenger RNA from Epithele typhae, 2025 nucleotides. Its product is annotated as poly polymerase catalytic domain-containing protein. The record is from RefSeq and is a predicted model, not a curated record. Bases 1 to 2025 code for a protein of 674 amino acids. Gene Ontology annotation, molecular function: NAD+ poly-ADP-ribosyltransferase activity. The transcript has 12 exons. NCBI's taxonomy places the organism in Eukaryota, Fungi, Basidiomycota, Agaricomycetes, Polyporales, Epitheliaceae.
AUGCCCCCUAGGAAGAAGACCGCGGACGCGUCUCAAACGGACGGUGCCGCCGCCCCUGCCGCCCCGACGCGUGCGAGCGGGCGCACUCGCGCGCCCUCGGCCAAGGCCGUCGCCGUCGCUGCGGUGGCUGCCACCCAGCCAGCGGCCAAGUCGCGGGCGAAGCGUAACGGGAAGGCAGCGAAGGGGAAAGGACGGAGCAAGAAGCUGGCGAGCGUGCCGGAGGACAAGGACGUGGAGAUGGACGCUGACGCUGACGCUGAGGAGGAUGAGGAUGAGGAAGAUGAGGAUGAGGACGCAAAAAAACCAGCCAGCAAGAAACCAGCCAGCAAGAAGCCCGCGAGCAAGGCUAAGCCAGCAAGCAAAGCAAAGCCAGCGAGCAAGGCCAAGCCAGAGAGCAAGGCGAAGGGCAAGGCGAAGGACCCUGCGGACCUGCCGCAGAAAAUGGUAACCGUGCUGAAGCGCGGCGCGGCACCUGUCGACGAGCACUCGGGUAUGGUAGACACCCACCAGGUGGUGUCCACCCCGGAAGCCGUCUGGGAGGCCAUGCUCAACCAGACAGACCUCACGAAGAAUGCGAACAAAUUCUACGUUCUUCAGCUUCUUCACCCAAUCAGCAACCCGACCACUUGUACCCUCUUCACUCGCUGGGGCCGUGUUGGUGAGCGCGGGCAGAGCCAGCAGAAGGGUCCAUUCUCCAUUUCUGCUGGUAUCGCCGCGUUCAAAGACCAGUUCAAGAGCAAGACUGCGACCGCCUGGGACAACCGCGUUGGGAUGACGGCACACAAGGGCAAGUAUACUUGGCUGGAACGAUCUUACGACGAAGAAGACGAUAAAGACGACGGAAAGGAUCAAAAUGCCGCGACCUCUUCGAAUGACAAGAGCGUGGAGAAGAUUCCCGACUGCACCCUCGCAAACGAGAUACAAGUCCUCAUGAAGCUUAUCUUCAACGCUUCGGUGAUGGACGCGGUCCUCUCGUCAAUGAACUACGACGCCAACAAGCUCCCGCUAGGCAAGCUCGCAAAGUCGACCAUCCUACAAGGCUUCGCCGCCCUCAAAGAGUUGUCCGAAGUGAUCAACCAGCCCAACGGGCCUGUCGCCACCGCCAACGGAGGAUUCCGCAAGGCCGUCCAAGAUCUGACUGGCCGCUACUACUCCAUUAUCCCCCACGUCUUCGGCCGCAACCGCCCGACGGUGAUCGACGACGCCGCGCUCCUGAAGAAGGAGCUCGAGCUCGUCGACGCGCUCGGCGACAUGGAGGUCGCCUCGAAGCUGCUCGCGAGCUCGAUCCCGCGCGGGCCCGACGGCUCGCCGUCCAACCCGCUCGACGCCCGCUUCCGCUCGCUCGCGCUCAGCAAGUGCGACCCCGUGGCGCGGACGGGCGCCGAGUUCGCCGCGCUGCAGGCGUACGCGCGGGACACGCACGGCGCGACGCACAGGCAGUUGAGCGUGGAGGUCAUGAACGCGUACCGCGUCGAGCGCGAGGGCGAGACUGCGGCGUGGGACACGGCCGGGUUCGGCGGCUUGCCGGACGGGGAGCGGUUCCUGCUGUGGCACGGGUCGCGGACGACGAACUUUGCGGGUAUCCUGAAGCAGGGGCUGCGUAUCGCGCCUCCCGAAGCCCCUGUUACUGGGUACAUGUUCGGCAAGGGUGUCUACUUCGCGGACAUGAUGUCCAAGUCUGCCAACUACUGCCACGCCUAUCAGAGCGACGACACCGGUCUGCUCCUCCUGUGCGAGGUCGCCGCGAAGCCGUUCUACGAGCUGACCACAUCCAACUACAACGCCGACCAGGGCUGCAAGACUGCCAAGGCGAGGGCCACGAAGGGUCUCGGCCGCACGCAGCCCGGCGCGUGGCAGGACGCCGGAGAGGCGCUCGGGCACCCCGAGCUGCGCGGGUGCCACAUGCCCAAGGGCCCCGGGAAGGAUGUCGACGACUACUCGGGCCACCUGCAGUACAACGAGUACAUCGUGUACGACGCGUCGCAGAUCCGGCUCCGGUACUUGCUGAUGGUGAAGAUGAAGUGA